Nannospalax galili (Upper Galilee mountains blind mole rat) is the source of this 2161-nucleotide messenger RNA. RefSeq names its product beta 3-glucosyltransferase (gene B3glct). Gene Ontology annotation, molecular function: acetylglucosaminyltransferase activity. Gene Ontology annotation, cellular component: membrane. Lineage: Eukaryota; Metazoa; Chordata; Mammalia; Rodentia; Spalacidae. The record is from RefSeq and is a predicted model, not a curated record.
GGCGGCGCGGCGGAGCCGGGAAGGAGGAGGGGAACCGGGAGAAGGGUCAGCCGCGCCGAGGGCGGCGGAGCGGCAGCCGCGCAGUUCGGCUCCCGCGCCUCUCCGCGCCGGGCGCCCAGAAAGGGCGCGUAGCUUCCGCCGCCGGGAUGCGGCCGCCUGCGCUGCUGGCGCUUCUCAGCUGCUCUGCGGCUUUUGCUUUGGCAUCUGAAGAUACAAAGAAAGAAGUCAGGCCUUCUCAGGAUUUGGAGCAAAGUAGUAUAUCAAGGAAAAAUAACAUAGACUUAAAAGAAGUCGUAUUUGUCAUCCAGAGUCAAAGUAAUUCUUUUCAUGCCAAGAGAGCAGAGCACUUGAAAGGAAACAUCUUAAAGCAGGCUGAGAAUCUGACACAGGAGCUCCCCAGAGUCCUCCUUCUCCAUCAGUUGGCAAAGCAGGAAGGUGCUUGGACCAUCCUUCCCUUGUUACCACACUUUUCUGUAACAUAUAGCAGAAAUUCAUCAUGGAUUUUCUUCUGUGAAGAAGAGACAAGAAUACAGAUCCCAAAACUCUUAGAAACACUCAAACGGUAUGACCCAUCCAAGGAAUGGUUUUUAGGAAAAGCAUUACAUGAUGAAGAAUCUACAAUAAUUCACCAUUACGCCUUUUCUGAAAAUCCUGCAGCUUUUAAAUAUCCAGACUUUGCUGCUGGCUGGGCCCUUAGUAUUCCGCUUGUGAACAAGCUUGCCAAGAGACUAAAGAGCGAAUCCCUGAAAUCUGACUUUACAAUAGAUUUAAAACAUGAGAUUGCCCUCUACAUCUGGGACAAAGGUGGAGGAUCUCCUCUCACUUCUGUGCCUGAGCUUUGUAUAGAAGGCAUGGACUCCCGCUGUGCUACCACAUUCCAUUCUUUCCUCCCACUGUGUGGAAAACCAGUGAAGAAGGAGGAUAUUUUUGUUGCAGUAAAAACAUGCAAGAAAUUUCAUGGUGAUAGAAUACCUAUUGUAAAGCAGACGUGGGCAGGACAGGCAAACCACAUCGAAUACUACAGUGACUAUGCAGAAAGUCCCAUCCCUACUGUGGAUUUGGGAAUUCCUAAUACAGACAGAGGAUUUUUGAAUCAUAGCCAUGACAAAAUAUCAUGGCUAGUUAUUGUCGAUGAUGAUACAUUAAUAAGCAUCUCCAGGCUCCAACACUUGCUCAGCUGCUAUGACUCCCAUGACCCCGUGUUUCUGGGUGAGCGCUACGGCUAUGGCCUGGGCACUGGCGGCUACAGCUACAUCACGGGAGGUGGCGGCAUGGUCUUCAGCAGGGAAGCCAUCCAGAGACUUCUCGCCAGCAAGUGCCGAUGCUACAGCAAUGAUGCUCCUGAUGACAUGGUCCUGGGCAUGUGCUUCAGUGGGCUAGGAAUCCCAGUGACACACAGCCCACUCUUUCAUCAGGCUCGGCCAGUAGAUUACCCUAAGGACUACCUUUCUCAUCAGAUUCCUAUAUCAUUCCAUAAACACUGGAACAUUGAUCCUGUGAAGGUGUAUCUCACGUGGCUGGCACCGGGUGAGAAAGACAAAGCCACGCGGGAGACAGGGAGAGGUCCUAGAGAAGAAUUAUGAAGCGGAGUGAGUCUGGGAGGAGCAGUAGCAGAGGUUCUCGUUGUCCUCUGAGCUGCGCUCCCGCUGCUUGGGUGUGCCACAGCAGUACAUGCGUCCUGACCUUCGUGGAAAUAAUGUAUGUAGUAUUUUUUGAUGGGUAAAGGAGUCAUAGAGGAAAAUGCCUUUUUUUCUGGGAAAAAAUUCACUUGUUUUGACAGAUACAGUUAUUGUAACAUGAUGAUUACUGUGUGUUUUUUUUCAAGCUGUGUGAUAGUUUUAUAACUGUUAGAGAAAAAUAAAUGGUACCAGAAAUCCCUUUCCUGUUCUCUCUCUUCAUUAUAACGAGCCUCAGUUGGGGAGGGGACUAUAAUAGAAAGCUAUGACUGGCUGUCAUUCUACAUAAAGAUUGAGUCUUUUGAUAUGGAAUGCCAAUGGGAUGAACUUUUAAACAGCACUGUAGAUGAUGCAAUUUAGCUCCUGGGAACUAGGUAGGUAUAAUGUAUUGAGGGUGAGUCAUACACAUCCUAGAAACAUCAAUAUGAAAUCCCCUGUAGUCUAUGUAAUCACAGUUGCUAUGUUUUACCUAUUUUUUUGGCCUG